UAAUUCUUAUUUUAUUUAUUUAAAUGCUCCGAUGCAUAUAAUAUUACUUAAACUAUAAUUACUAUACAUGUAAUAGAUUUCUAACUCGUAAUACAAUCAAUAUUUAAUACGCUACUUCGUGGUACUCCGAGUCAACGUUCCAGUGAGUUUCACACUGUAAUGUUUUGUAAUCAAUGUCAAACAGCACUAUUGGCGCGUUGCCAGCAAUAGUCCCGAAAUAGUUUACGCCGGCGUGAUGAUAUUUUCCAUUUACUCCACUCCCUGUUUUAUUUGACAUAGCAAUAUAUUAUGGACCGACACCACCCACUUAACGCGAGUUUCCACGGCUCCAUGAGGAGCAGGGAUUCUUCAUCAACAGUUGGCAGUGAUGCAAGAGAGAAGAUAAAAGACUGUUUCAGAAAAUUCAUAGCUUUUAUGUUUACACAAGUGGGUGUCGGCGCCCUUGUUGUUUGCUACGCUAUCCUAGGCGCGGCGGGCUUCAUGCACAUUGAGAAAGAUAGCCCUGAUGUGCAGCUACAUGAAGUGAGGCGGCUCCGACAGAACUGUGCAGAGGCCCUGUGGAACAUCACUAUUACAGACAACUUAUUCAAUGAAACUGCCUGGGUGAUUAAAGUGAAUGAAGUACUCAAAGUGUUCCAAAAUAACAUCACAGCUGCCAUUCACACUGGCUACAAUGGCCGGUCCGCUGAGGACAUCUGGUCAUUCCCAGCAGCUCUCAUGUAUUCCCUCUCAGUGUUCACUAUGAUUGGAUAUGGGAAUAUUGUACCCAAGACAGUGUGGGGCAAGAUUGUGACUAUAGCAUAUGCUUGUUUUGGUAUACCAAUAUAUGUUUUGUACUUCUGUAAUAUGGGCAAGGUGUUAGCUCAGUCGUUCAAGUGGUUGUACAUAACUGCCCAUGAGUGCAGCAGAAGAGAUGACACAUUGUUUGAAGAUGGAGAAAUGCAACCGGUGAAGCGGAAGAUUACAGUGCCAUCAACAGCCUGUUUGUGGGUCAUAUCUUUCUACAUAGUCACUGGGACGAUAAUGUUUGGAGCAUGGGAGAAAUGGAACUACCUGGAUUCUACAUACUUCUGUGUAAUAAGUUUGUGCAAGAUUGGCUUUGGUGACUUCGUGCCAGGUGCCAAUAUAGCUGACUCGGCAGGUGGCUCUCAUUUGAAGCUGGUUAUCAACUUCAUCUAUGUUCUUCUGGGCAUGGGUCUAGUAGCUAUGUGCUACAACCUCAUGUGUGAAGACGUCAGAGUGAAGGUCAGGGAGUUACGGGAAGAUUUGAAGAACUGUCUGGAUGAUAUUACCCUGAAGAUCACUGUGUGUAUGAAUGACACUAAAUACUAUCACCAGAAAAAUAGUCGGAAUGUAAAGUGACUGUAAUGUACUAAUUUUAUAAUUUAUUUAAGGAUACAUUAUUGCAUAUAAGUCAAUAGCCAUGUUGUAUAAUUUAUUUUAAUUAAUAAAUGCAUUUAGUUACUAUAACUUGUGUACUCAUUAAAAAUCUUCCUGAACCACAUUAACUGUAAUCUCAAAAUGAAAGCAAUAAUUGAUUUUAAAUUUUUCCUUUAUAUGAUAGCAAAAAUCAUCUCCAUAUUUUUCUACAGACCUUUUACUUUGGAAGCAAUAUCUUCUAUCUGAAUUAUUCAAAAUUAGCAGUACAUAGGAAACUAUGACAGACAAACAGACAGAUGAAAAUCUGUCUGUCUGUCUGUCUAUUUGCAAUAAAACAUAACACAUGAAAAAAAUGUUUAUCCAUUUGCAAUGGUGUGUCAUUACUUUCGAGACUUCUUGAUUCUACAGGAAAGUAUAAAACUAAAAUGAAUUAUAUGUUAACUACUGUGGCGAAAACUGCUUGUGCAAUGCUGACAAUUAAAUAUAAUCU
Messenger RNA from Spodoptera litura, 1870 nucleotides. RefSeq names its product TWiK family of potassium channels protein 18. The record is from RefSeq and is a predicted model, not a curated record. Gene Ontology annotation, cellular component: plasma membrane. Gene Ontology annotation, molecular function: outward rectifier potassium channel activity; potassium ion leak channel activity. Lineage: Eukaryota; Metazoa; Arthropoda; Insecta; Lepidoptera; Noctuidae. Gene Ontology annotation, biological process: potassium ion transmembrane transport; stabilization of membrane potential.